This is a messenger RNA of Rotaria sp. Silwood2, 1191 nucleotides long. NCBI's taxonomy places the organism in Eukaryota, Metazoa, Rotifera, Eurotatoria, Philodinida, Philodinidae. The record is from the annotation of a GenBank genome assembly.
AUGGCUGUAGAUCCGACAGAAAUAUUCGAUAGGCAUAUUGCUUCAAUCACGAUGCGACCACAUGCCAUUCGAUGGUUGACAAUUUUGAUUGGCAGUGUAUUUAUCCUCGUAUUAAUUGUCCUUCGUCAACCAACGAAAUCUAUUGAUGGCGAUGCGAGUAGUGACAUUGCAGCAAAAUUAAAUGCAGAAGCAUCAAAAAGUCGUUGGCCAAUACCACGUGCACAGUCAUGGUAUACUUCUCAGCCAUGGUUACUUGGUGCCAAUUAUUUGCCAUCCACAUCUGUCAAUGUACUUGAAAUGUGGCAAGAUACAUUUGAUGAAGUAACAAUCAAACGUGAACUUCAAUGGGCUAAUCAUCGAUUAAGAAUGAAUGCAUUACGAGUUUUUCUUCAUGUACUUGUAUGGCAAGAAACUCCAAGAAAUUUUUUUGAACGUUUAGAUACAUUUCUUAAUAUUUCCAAAAAUAAUAAUUUAAAAGUUAUGCUUGUUUUAUUUGAUGAAUGUUGGAAUGCUAACCCACAUUUAGGCAAACAACCAGAGCCUAUACCAGGUGUACAUAAUUCACAAUGGGUUCGAUGUCCUGGUCAAUCAAUGGUGUUAAAUAGAACAAAUUGGCCAAUACUUAGAGAUUAUACAAUAGAUGUUAUCAAUCAUUAUAAAUCUGAUGAACGUGUUUUUGCAUGGGAUCUAUAUAAUGAACCUGAAUGUAGUAAACAGGUGAAUGUUAUCUUACCUUUACUUCGUUAUAUAUACGAAGCUGCUCGAUCUGUUCGUAACGUUCAACAGCCAAUGACUAUUGGAGUAGCCAAAUGGCCAUUAACAACACCAUUAGCUUUGUUUGAAUUAUCUGUUUCAGAUGUAAUAUCGUUUCAUUCAUAUGGUCCAUUAGCAAAUGUUAUGCAAAAUAUAACUGAUUUACGUAAAAUUCAACGGGAUCGACCUAUUCUUUGUACAGAAUGGCUUGCACGUCCAUUUGGCUCAACAUUAUUUACGCAUUUAGAAUAUUUUAACAGUGAAAAAAUCGGUACAAUACAAUGGGGUCUCGUAGCUGGUCGAUCCCAAACAUAUUAUCAAUGGAAAUCUCCAAAAGAUGCACCAAUACCAAGAGUAUGGUUUCAUGAUGUUUUAUAUCCAAAUGGAACAGCAUUUAGUCAUCUAGAAGAAAAACUUUAUUUUGAACUGAAUCAUUGA